UGUCACUUUUGAAGUUUUGAGUUUUCUGUUUUCCACUUUUGCAGUUCUGCGUGUUGUGGCUUCCUGACUUGCAGAAAAUUCUGUUUAUGUGUGCUGCGUCUCUCGUCAAGGGAAAACGCACCAUUUUGAAUAGUUAGAUUAAUUCUUGAACAGCGCCAUGUCGCUCGUGCGGAGACCCAGCCAGGAGUUGAGUGAGACACAGUUUGGGAAUUGGGAGGAGAACGCUGUGGCUCGAAGCUUCUCGGGUGGAAUCGCCGUUCUGCAGGCUGGCAGUGUGGCCGCGGAUCUCGUGGCGGCCUUCCUGAAUGCCAACCAACACAUGCUGCAGCAUGUGCAGCGUCUGCCGAACGGGAAGCAGCUGCUGGAGAUGUGUGAGGUGUACCGCGCGGACAUCUUUGCCUUUUUGCUCGGCAAGAAACUUCUGCCCGAUUUAGCGGAUUUGUGGACAACGGCUGCGAUGCGCGACGCAGCACCACUGUUUACUCCGGCAUUCCACGGUCUGGAUUUGUCCGUGGUUGCUACACACCGGAUGCUGGAAGGCAUUAACAACGAGACGAUGCACGAAAAACACCGGGAGUACUUGGAGGCCAUAGACGUGGCGUCACUGCUGAAGAAGGCGCGCGCGAACGCGAUCAUGGACCAUUACGCUGUGCAUCCGCCGAUGUGGUACUACAGCUGGUUGGUGGAAUACCUGAAGGUGCUGAGCAUUCUGUUCCCGGAGUGGGCCGGCUACGACGUGGUGGACGGAAUAGGUGAAUUUUUCGACAUCGAGGUGUUUUACGGGGCCGUCGUGACGACGGGUUACGAUCCCAAAGUGGUGCUGAUCGUCAGGGGGUGCUUGGGCCUGUGGCCGGGAAUGGAGAGGAUUGAUGAGCGCCACGAAGAGUUGAACGUGUGGGAUAUGUCCAAGCGCAUGCGCAAAGACGGAGUGGCCUGUUUUCCCGAGCGCAUGUUCUGGCUGUGUUUUCACGGGGUGCACUGCGGUGUCGGAUGGCAGGAGGGAGAGGCGUUUGCCCAACGCGUCUGGCCACAUGAAGAUGACGUUUAUCACGAUGUGCGCCGCGAUGAAUCGCUGCGAGAGCUGUGUGGCUUCGCGCAGUUGGUUGCAUGGAGAAUGAUGCAGGGUGACCCAGGCGUCCCCUCUUGCACACUGGUCGCUUCUGCUGGGGGUCGCGAUCAGUAAUGGGAAAAACGUGUUUUUGUUUGCCUUUACUUGGAGCCGUAUCACAGAGGCAGCCAUAAGUCGGCUGUCCGUGGUGAUCUCAGCGAGGGAGGGCGGUCAGAUGAAGUCCUGUCUGUUGAGGAAAUUCCGAAAAAUGUGCGAUUGAGCGGAAUCGAACCGCUGGCUACCGAGUGUGAUCCACGUAGCACAGCCACUGUGCCAUCGCCGCUGUUGGCGAAGAUCAAGAUAUUUGUGCUUGAGCUUGAACCAACCAGGUAGGCGGCAGAUGGGCGGCUGUUGUGUGUACAGAGGAUUCUCCUCUUUACAGCCGAAAGUAUUUCGUAAUAU
This is a messenger RNA of Paramacrobiotus metropolitanus, 1510 nucleotides long. RefSeq lists its product as uncharacterized. The transcript has 5 exons. Bases 158 to 1183 code for a protein of 341 amino acids. NCBI's taxonomy places the organism in Eukaryota, Metazoa, Tardigrada, Eutardigrada, Parachela, Macrobiotidae. The record is from RefSeq and is a predicted model, not a curated record.